CCUAUUCGAACGGACUUGCGAGUUUGUCUUGUCAAAUGUUUUUGUGUAUUUUAAAAGUAGUUUUCCCCUAGUUAAACCGAAUUUUAAAUUAUAAUUCUACGUGCAGUGAACUCUACGUGAAUCGAACUGUGUUUUAAAUUGUUGGUUAUCGUGCAAAACCCCCGUGGAACCGAGCAAUUCGACUUCAAACAUUUCCGAGUCUCGGUACGUUCAGAUCGUAACGGAGACCGGGGCAGCCAUGUUGUAAAGAAUCCUAUCUGGCAUCAUGGGUUAACGCGUCCAAAAUUGUCGCUCUUUUACCAAUAGGGAUACGUCGGGAAGUAAAAGAAAGCGGUCGAAUUAACGAGGAAAUCGUGAAUUUUUUGGCAGGCAAGUGCUUUAACGGUGUUGUGAGGCGAGUGGACCGCUCUCGUCGCCCGCGAUAUGUCUCUGCGCACGGGCUAGUGAAUGCAUAUCUCUACUACAUUCAACCAAGUUGUCGGGCAGCGCAGGGAGUUAACAACGUAACGAUAUAAGCGAAUAAACGACAGACUGGUCGAACUCGGAACUGCCGCCUCAGACGAGGAGGAGCAGCUUCGCAUCCCCCUAAAUGAAGCAGCAGCAGCAGGCAAAACCGAAAAACAAACAUAUUUCCGCCGCCGGUAUGUGUUCUUCCGCUGUCGCGUUGUUCACGCGCUAAGCGAUAUCCGUGAAAAAUCGCCCUCGUUUCCAGUAGUUGAAACGUGUGCGAGGCCAUUUUCGUCGGCGCGAUGGCCGAUAUCCUCGGAAAAGACCCGGCCACGUACUCCAGGGAAAAGGAGGCUUUCCUACGCGAUUUGAAGCAUUUCCACGAUACCAGGGGAACUCCGUUUAGGAGGUGCCCUACCCUAGGUGGUAGAGAGAUUGACCUCUUUCUGCUUUAUACUUUGGUUACCCAGGAAGGUGGAUGGAUCAAGGUCAAUGCCAAGAAUGAUUGGACGACGUUUUUCCCGCAUUUCAAACUGCCUGCCGUAUGCAGCAACGGUUGUGUGGCCCUUAAGCAAAUCUACUUGAGGUACUUGGACCGUUGGGAGAAGGUCCAUUUUUUAGGCGAAGAUGGUGACAGGGGCAGCGACGACGACGAGGAGAACCGACACAAGCGCUGGUCCGCCCGGGCUCUGAAUUCCGUGCCUCACUCAUAUCUCUAUUCGCAGCAUAAUGUUUCUGAUGAGAAACGUGAGCAAUUCCAUCUGGAUUCGAACCUGUACAAGGCCUCGGACUAUGACAGGCUGGCUCUCUCAUUGAUUUCGCCGCUGCCUAACGAGCAGGAUUUCGCCAUUAACGUGUGCACCCUACUGUCGAACGACAACAGGCAUAACUUGAAGUUGGACAAGCAUCCCAGGAUCGUCACGUUUUUGUUGGCGCACGCGGGAAUCUUCAAUCACAGCUCUCUCCGACAAUUGUUCGUGCACAUUUACAGCGACGUAAGAAAGAAGCCGAUCCACAAUUUCUGGAGCGACGUGCUCGAGUCCGACGAGUUCCUCGAUCUCACUAACGAAAAUAACUUCUACACGCGGAAGGAGGACGAAAAACCCUGUGAUACGCUAAUAAAGGACGACACGUUAAAAUAUGCCCUUCUCGAUUCGAGCGAGAAGGGCGGCAAGCGGUCGGAAUCGCGCGAAUCCGACAUCGAAUGUGAACUGGUAGAAGAUAGCUUAAAGCCGCCAAAGUAUUUUAGAUUUAAAUCCGAUCCUUCCGAUAGGGAAUUGUUUUGUUUGAGACGGACACUCGGUACGCAGGAUUACGUAGGCCAGCGAGUGUUGCAAGUAGCUACGAUCUUAAGGAACUUAUGCUUUAUGGAGGAUAACGUGUCGGUAUUGACUAAAAACUCGACGUUUUUACGGUUUUUGUUGUUGUGCUCGUGUUCGCAGUGGGGCACUCUACGCAACCUGGGUCUAGAUAUGUUGGGGAACAUAGCGGCCGAUUUUGACCUGAACGGUCAGAACGAUUUGUUGGGCACCUCUUUAUUGAAAGUAAUCAGUAAAAAUCUACAGAGCGACGAUCGGGCGUGUUGUCUGUCUUCGGUAGAAGUAUUAAAUAAAUUAAGCCAGAACGAGAGAAAUGAGGAUGUGCUCAUUCGCUCUCUGGAAUCCACCGUAUACAAGAGGGUCUGCUCGUUUCUCACUAUACACGACGUGAUGCUACUUAUUUAUACUUUGGAAUGUUUGUAUUCGUUGUCCUCGUUGGGGGAAAGGUCGUGUAAUUUUAUCGGGAAUAUCCAUGGAGUAAUUGAUACGUUGGUGUCGCUCGUUACAGUUGAGGGAAAAAGCUAUGGGCCAAAAGCUUGCAUAGGUAUGAAACUGGUGGAAACCAUACCGCCCGGCAGCCACCUACAGUCGCAAACGCAGCAGCAAACGAACAAUCAAACAAAUAAUCAACAGACUUCCCCGCAACAAGGCAACUCGGCUACAGCCACCACCAGCAGCAUGGAUAGCGGCAAUAUCGUUAGUUCGCCCCCACCGCCGUCUGUGACGCCCGUAAAAGUCAUGACUACAAUGUCGAACACCCCUAUUAGGAAUGUGACUAUUGCGCCCCAGAGGCUGUUAUCGUCACCCGCCAAAACUGACCAAACUACGACGCCACUGAAAACUGCGGUAGUAGCGACACCGACUGUGACUACAACUACUCCGGUAGUAUCGGCGUCCUCUGUUAUCCCAUCGAUGAGUCCGCAAAUGCUGAUUCAGCAACAACACGCCCAUCAGCAGGCGAUUCAGGAGAACGAACAGUUCGCGCUGGCGUGGUUAAGGGCGACGUACGAGCCAUGCACCGGAUCCAAUAAAAUUGACCAUCAAGAAUUGUAUAAGCACUACAUCAGUUCCUGUUCAAAAAUUGGUCGACGUGGCGUGAUAUCGCCCCUACAUUUUCCCAGAUGUGUUAGAUCAGUAUUCGGCGGCACCGUGGGUCCGAACCCGAUGAAACCAGCCAACCCUAGCGACCCUCAAUACUACGAGGGUAUCAAGGUGCGCCCGCAACCCCUUAAACUGAACAUUCCACCCCCGUCCCCGACUCCCAAACCAGUAGUAGCCGUACCCGUCACUGCCUCGUCAAACUCCUCGAAUACGACUAAAUCGGGGUCGCGUCGAAAACAAAAGGUGACGCCGGUACCCGCGUCCAUUAGCGGCGCUAAACCCGGUACCGUCGUCGGUACUGCCCCUCUAACGGUUGAGGCGGAACCGGGGUGCGACGGGAACGGCGGUUCGUUUCCUUCAGGUCCCUCCUCCCUGUCGAAUAAUCAACACGCGCCCCCCAUGUCCCCGAUCCUAAAGGCUCAGUUGAGCGCCCCGCCGAAACCGAGGGAGGGCUCGGGCUCUGCUGCGGCGGCGGCCGUUUCAAGUGAUCCCCCUAACAGUCAGGCGAUAUCUCACCCGCACCUGAGUCACGCCCUGUUAGGUAGCACCGCUUCCACGUCCGGUACGACCACUACGACUACGGCCGUAUUGGCCAAAAACGAGACGGGAACAACGCAGGGAGGACAAAACAAUAGCAGUUCGUUAAUAAAAAGCCUGUUGGCGAACAAGGUAAACGAUGCAUGCGUGCCCCCUGUGAGCAUGAAGGCUGCCACUACUACAACUGACUGUCAAAAUGUAGCUCAGGUGGCAGCACGUCAAAAGCUUUUAUCACAGCAAAACACUGCCAACGACAGCAACCAAAGAAACCCAAGCCGACUGGAAGCGCUAAAAAUGCACCGAAUCAACGGUGUGAGGCAACUGUUCGCGGAAAAAGAAAUCAACGACCCGUCGGUUUCAUCCACCACCCAAUUCGUGAGUUCGAUUAAAGGGAAAAAGGAACCGCCCCAACCGCCACCCCCGCCACUGGCACCUCUGAGCAAUAACACAAAAUCGAAAAGCGUCACUCUCGUGAACGAGGACAGCGACUCGCUGAGUUCCACUUCGUGUUUGGGGGCGGUCGGGAUCGUCUCGUCCACGGAAGAUAACGAUAAUUCUUUGACGAGUUUUGAAGGUCUGCUGAACGGCAUGCCGAUCGUGGAGGAGACGUUAAACGACAGCAGCAAUUCCAAAGAUUCCGUGAAAACGUCCAGCAAUGAAAUUAGCAUCGAUAAGCCGUUGAGGCUGGCCGAUUUGCUCGAGAAGAAAUUCGACACGAAGGGUCCCGCGCUCUUAAACGGGACGCUGAACAAAGAUCUGAAGUUGAGCAGCGAGAAGUCUGAUCUGUUAGAGAACCACAUUGAGAAAGCUUUAAGUAGGGAUAAUGUAGAUAUUAAGAUGGAGGUGGAGGAAGUGAUCAAGGAGGAAGUGAUUGACAUCAAGGAGGAAGUGCUGGAUGAGGAAGAGGUGGAUUCUAAGCAGGGUAUUAAACGACAAGCAACAGAUGAAAUCUCGGGCAUAGAAGCGAAAAAGGCACAUCUUUUAACCAACGUCAACGGAUCGACCGGAAGCUCCGAAUUGUCUAGCGCGAACGGAGACGAUCGACCGACGACCGUUUCGAACGCGGCGGCGAAGUUAUUCGCGGAUUUUGCCGCCGACAUCCUCGAAGACGAGGACGACGACGUGAUAAUCCAGGAAACGACGACGCCGGCCAAUCAGCCGCAACCGGUCGCCGAACCGGCAAUUCAGCAGCAACAGCAGCAGCAGCAGCUAAUCGUGGACAACAACCAGCAAAUGUUGCUGUCCCAGUCGAGGCAGAUGAUCGUGUCGCAGCCGACGGUACAUACGUCGCAGUCCGUCGUUUUGUCUUCGGGGACCCAACUGAAAACCACCUCCGGUCAAACGGUGAUCGUCCAGAAUGCCGGAAUGCAACCCAGACAAUCGGUACUCAUCCAGCCCGCGAACUCCGGGCAGCUCCUGUUGUCUCAGGGACUACAGGGCCAAGUUCAAUUGGUUCAGAGUGCGCAAAGCGGACAGUACGUCAUACAGACGAAUUCUUCCCAAGGUUACGUGGUGGCCCAACCCCAAACGGCUAUGGUCCAUGGUCAGCCUCAAACCGUACUUUUGACUCAGCAGGGCCAAGCCGUCGGUUCGAAGACGAUCAUAAUUUUGCAACAGCAGGCGUCGGGUUCGGCCAGUCACCAUCAAAAAGUCAUGGUGACCCCGCAGGGCCAACAAGUGGUCGUCACCCAAGUUCCUAGGCCUGUGGCCCAAGCAUCCACUGUUUCAUGCAACAAUAUCCAACAAACAAAAACAACAAGACCGACGCCAUCUCCGUCGCCAGCGCUAAGCACAACGUCUACGUCGUCCAGCAUGAGUAAUGGCGUUAAAGAAAAGUCUGAGGAGCCGGUUAAAAAGGUCGUCAGGGACGUUACCUCACUUUACAUUUGUGAGUGGGACGACUGUCAGAUAAAUACCAAAUUUAAAUCCGCCAAUCAAGUGUACCUUCACGCCUGCGAAAGUCAUUGCCCCAAAGGCGACGAGGAGGUCUACUGCCUGUGGGACCGAUGCGAUUCAUUGAAGCGUAAACGAUUCUCUUUGAUGACCCAUAUUAAUGAUAAGCAUUGUAAUCUCGAGGCGAUGAAACAUAGUUUGGUACGACGGAAAAAGAUCGCGCAAGGUUUAACGGUGGAACCGCCGCCCCCUAGUCCUUCAUCGCAUCCGGGAUACGCCCCAGAUGCGGCCCUUCAUGCGAUCAAGCGACACGCCCUCGAGUUCGUGAACCCCAAAGAAUUACAGAUCAAAACGACUAAGCAGGGCGCCACAACAACAAUAAAAGUUCAACUCCCACCUUCAGAUCAGGAUGAUAAUGAAGGCCCAGUAACCAAAAGUAUUAGAUUGACAGCCUCGUUAAUACUACGGAACUUAGUGAUUUAUAGUAACACUUCAAAGAGGUACUUAAGAUCAUAUGAAUCCCACCUGGCCAACAUCGCCCUAAGCAACGUAGAAUCGUCACGAACAAUAGCCCAAAUACUAUACGACAUAAACGACAGGUCGACCCACAGGUGACCGCGCAGGAUCCAAGUGUGAUUUGUGAAUUUUUUGUAAUGUGUGUGUAUAUAUAUACAUAUGUAAUUCUUUUCAUGAAUGUUUAGUUGUAAUUCUGCGUGAAGGGAUAUAAAGACCACACAGUUUUAUUAUCUGAAGAUCUGUGAAAAGAACGUUAGAUGAAUAAGAUUAGCCCGUAAGACAAACAUGUACGUAUAAGGUAAAAAUGUAAAUUAUUUAAUUGAAAUGUACAAAUGUUAGUUUAGAAGGUUAAAAGCCCGUUGUUAUUUUUAUAUUAUUUACUACUAGGGUAAAUCGAAUGAAAAAGGCAUCUGAACCAGUUGUUUGGACCUUUAAUAUUAAAUAAACACUUAAACUGUUUUUAUAAUUCUGUGCAAUUUAUUUUCGCAGUUGUGUUUUGAUAGUCAGUACUAAGCUAACGCUACUUAUUACAUUAUUGUAAAUAAUUUUUAAUUGCUGUAUUUUGGGUACUUUUCCAUUUUACAUGUGAUAGAAACGCAGUUUUUUUUUAAAUUAAUUAUUUUAUCAGUAUUAUCUGAACGGUAACGUUUUAAAGUGGUAGCCUGUUAAUUUUUUUUUUUAGGAUAUUAAUAUUACGUCACAAACAACGUUUUAUUUAAUAAGGAUCUUUUGUGUUAUAUACUGGGUGUUUAUUACACAUUCGGCAAAAGUUCGGGACAAAAUAAGAAAAAAAGCCUCGCUUUGUUUUCAAAAUACAGGAUGUGCAAAGUUUAAAAAAGAAACGUGUUUUUUAUUCCUGAUUAAAUAAUAGCUUUUAGAAUUAUAAUUUAGAUGUAAGAGCAUAAGGUAGAGAAUAUGCCUUAUAGAACACUGGUGAAGCAUCUUCCUUAAAAACCAGUUGGGCCUUAACAACUUUAAUACAUUCAUUUAGGAUUGUAACCACAUUAAUUACUACAACUGUUAAUCACACAGCAUAAAGACAUUCUGCAAUUGGAGACCGGAAAGUUAUGAGCUAAAUCAUAGUAUUCAUUUAACAUAAUAGAAACAACAAUUUUAUCGAUCACGUAUAGAACAUGACCAGAGCUUUUUAACACAAGAUGCGAAAAUUUUAAUUUAUAUUCAAAUUCUGACAACACAGUAAUACUUGACCCAGUAUCUGCCUCCAUCUCCACCUUUUUACCUUCUAUAUAUACAGUUUUAAUUAAAGCAUUAUUAAAGUUAUUUCUCUGAUGUUUAGCUAGAUUAAUAGUCCACAGGGAGGAUCGCACGGAAAUAUAAGCAUUGCAAGCUAUUAAAUUAAUCAAUAGUUUCGGAAAAUAAAGAAUAAUUCUAAUUAUCCUCGACAAAAACUAGAUAGUUAUUACACAAGCUCGCAUAUGCUGAACCUCAUGGAUCAAUGGGACUAAUUAUAUUUCUUCGGCAAAAUUCUUCAUUACUCAGCAUAAUCUGCUAAUUUUUCAAUGCUUUUCCUUGUAGCAAAAUUUCUUUCUCAGAAUCAUAUUUUUCAGAUGUACGAAAAGCCAAUAGUUCGACGUUUAACUCGUUUCGACGGUCAAUUUCACCGUCAUUUUCAUUGCUCAAACAGCAGUUUUUUCGUGGCAUAAAUAAAUCAGAAAAAUACAAAAGCCAUAACCUUUACGUCUUUGAUCUUUUGCCAAUUUUUCUCCAUUCUGAUGAUCUCCUUGUUCAGGUGUAUUAUAGUGCUUGAUCCAUGUUUCAUCCAUUGUUACAUACCGCCCUAAAACUCCUUUUCUGGCAUUUUAUUUAUCAAAAAGGUAAUCGAGAGAGCAGUCUUGCCCCUUUUCCUUUACAGUGUUUAUACUUUUAACAUAACCAAAUCGUUAAAAUUGUGUCGAUAUCACUUAUAUACGGAUGAUACAAUUUUAUGUGCCAUUCAAACACGGUUUUCCUAAAAAUAUUGCUGCACAAUUAAAUUUCGAAGAUCAUCUUUUAAAAAUUACUCCUAAAAAAUCUUUUACAAUUUUUUUUUGCAAUGUAACUCAGAAGUCAAUUGAACCUACCUUUUAAAGAUUUACUCAAAAAUCUGGGAUUAAUAAUGGACAGCAAACUAAAAUUUAGAGACAAUUAUCAAUCUUUGUCUAAAAAAAGCUUACUCGAUACUAAAGACAAUUUACUUACAAUAGGUAUUUGUCUCUAAAAACUAAACCUAUGCUAUGCAAUGCCCUAAUAUUAUACCAUGUUAACUUUGCGGACCAUUUGUACAGCUCUUUAUUGCAUAGCAUCGAUAUUAAAGGGUUUCCAAAAAGGUCAAAGCAAACAGUCUCUUUUCCGUUUUUUUUUUCUUAACACAAGUGUGAUGUCACUAUAUUUCUGAAAUUAAUGGUCGAACUGUCAUGAAAAUUCAACACGUUUAGUCUGAAGGUUAGCAGUACUAUCUGAAAGUCGUAGUUUUGUUUUAUUUGUCAAUUGUGACGACAUCAGUUGGUUAGUCCUGGGACUUAAAAUAAGGCCAAAUUUAAUUUUAUGAACUUUUCUAAAUAAAUGUCGCCAAACCAAAACCCCAGGAAUUUCUUAUAAAUUCUAAUAAGGUUGUAACACCAUAAAUUGAUUAACGAAUUUACUUUUAAGGAACAAAUAUUUUUCCUUUAAAACCUUGCCCAACCUAUCAUUUGGAAAUGAAGCUAUCCCGGAAAUAAGUACUUUUUUCUUAUUUUGACCCAAGAAACACCCUCGAAAAUUUUACCAAGCCAAGUAUAUACGAAACGCACCAAAAAUAAACUAAUUCAAUUUCUCUUUUUUAAAUAUAGUCCUAAUAAGUCAAUAGUGCUAUUUAGAAAUAACCUAACAUUGCGAAAAUAUAUGCAGUCUAUUAAAAAGAAUUAACAGGCUAAGGAUCCAAGAGGCAUUAAAUUACGAAUCUCUCACAAACAUGGAUGAUGACCGAUGUCGAGUACAUUACAUAAAUGCGCAUGUGAAAAAGCAGACACUACCAUUACAUCUCGAAAUACAUAUGUGCUUAGCAUAUCCUUUUAUCCAAUAAACUAAAUAAAUGCUGUAAACUACCUACUUAACAUUUUUUGUCAAUGAAAAUAAACUGCAUUUAAUGUGUGUCUAUUUUUAUA
This is a messenger RNA of Anthonomus grandis grandis, 8956 nucleotides long. RefSeq names its product AT-rich interactive domain-containing protein 2 (gene Bap170). Gene Ontology annotation, molecular function: DNA binding. Bases 750 to 5912 code for a protein of 1720 amino acids. Lineage: Eukaryota; Metazoa; Arthropoda; Insecta; Coleoptera; Curculionidae. The transcript has 21 exons. The record is from RefSeq and is a predicted model, not a curated record. Gene Ontology annotation, biological process: regulation of DNA-templated transcription. Gene Ontology annotation, cellular component: SWI/SNF superfamily-type complex.